AUGAUAACAUAAUUCGGCUUGGGGUCUGGACAAGUAAACCGAAGGGAGUUUCUGUUUCACUUUGUCAAAAAGCUCGGGGACAGGGACAAGUUUAUUAAAAAAAGAGUCGGUUUAUAGUUUGUACGGAAAGGCCAGGGGACCAACCGUUUCGAACUGGGCUUGAGUUUCGGUUGUGGCGUCAAAGUUCUUUCCUUUCCCUUUCGCUCCCUCGUUUCUUUCCCUUCCGGAUUCCGUCCGUCUCUGGAUUUGUUGUAAUGGCAGAGACCUCUGUUCUCUCUUUCUCUACAUUUUCUACCAUUCCUUCUGUUUUUCGAUCCGGAGAAUCCUAUUUCUCUCCGUCGACUUCUUUUUCGAGAUUCCCCAUCUCGCGUUCUCCUCACCCUCGUUUGCUUCGAUUCACCGUCAAAUCCUCCGAUUCUGGUAGCUUCUUCGGCGAAGAUUCACCCGGUUUCUUUCCCUGGUCCGAUGGCGACGACGAUAUUCAAUGGGUUCAAGAGGAAAGAGUUACAUUGUUCACCGCUGAUGGGCUCAUCCAGAUUGGAGGCUCCAUGGUUCCUCGACGUUUCAUUUCAGCCAAGAAGCAAGGGAUUACUAAAAACUCUAAAAAAACUCAACGUUUUCAAGAGAGUGAUUACAUGGAUCCAAAGCAGGAACUGUGCCUGGGUGCACUUUUUGAUAUUGCGGCAACCAAUGGAUUAGAUUUGGGCAGAAAGCUUUGCAUCUUUGGAUUUUGCCGUUCAAUUGAGAUGCUAAGCGACGUUGUGGAAGACACAGUCUUGGACAAUGGUGGAGAGGUGGUUGUUGCUGAGAAGGCAAGCAAAGGUGGUUUGCAUGAAAGGCUAACCAUGACCGUAGCUGUGCCGUACCUUUGGGGGGUUCCUCCUGUUUCUGAAACACUUCACCUUGCUGUUCGCAGUGGCGGAGGGAUUGUGGAGAAGGUGUAUUGGCAAUGGGAUUUUUUGUAGAUUGGUCAUUAAUCCUUCUAACAUUGUCAACACAUGUUGUACAUAAAUGUGUUGCAUUCCUCUGUACAAAAUUAAAGUGAAAUACUGUGUACAUGUCCAGUGAAAUUUGAUGUCAAUAUCAAUCGAUUGUUUUCAGUCA
Molecule: messenger RNA, 1104 nt
Organism: Tripterygium wilfordii
Lineage: Eukaryota; Viridiplantae; Streptophyta; Magnoliopsida; Celastrales; Celastraceae
Exons: 5
Coding region: 255-965 (236 amino acids)
Source: RefSeq, a predicted model, not a curated record